AUGGCUUCUGCUACACCUGCAACUCCAACUACAAAAGAAACAACUAAUUAUGCCAGGUUAUGCUGUGUUCUUGUCGAUUUGGGAACUUGUGCCCUCAGGGAUUGCUUUGAUGCCAUCUGCACACCACCAACUCUUCACACGAUCUUGGCAGCCAGUAAUCCUUCAUUAAAGUCUUUGAGAUCGAGAAGAAUCAUCAAUGCGACUCAAUGGGGAAAACUUUUCCCAGCCAUUUCUACUUCAGUCUCGUCAAAACAUUUUGACAUCACUCUCCUGAUGACUUUACUACGCAACAUCUGCGGUCUGGCUCCUCCGGUAACCGGAUGGGACGUGCUCCCCGCUGCCACAGACCUGAGCCGUGAGGCGGACAUUGCACGAGUCAAAUACUUCAGGAAUACAGUGUACGCUCAUGCCGAGCACGCUUCUAUUGAUGACGCGGCGUUUAACUCACACUGGAAGGAAAUCCGAGACACUCUAGUACGGCUAGGAGGAGCUACAUACAAGGUAAAAUAGAUUCAAACUCUGAUAUCAAUAUUCUGUCGGUCUUUUCCUCACGUACCACGCCUCCUCCUAAUGCUUUCUUCUAAUUUUUGUGUUUGUUUUUGCAGGUGUGUUGUUGUUGUUGUUUUUUAUGCACAACUAUUAUUAAUUAUUAUUUUACAUAAUUCAGUGAUAUAUAUAUUCUCCGUUCUAUUUCAAGGUCGCUAUUGACAACUUGGAAGUUUGCUGCAUGGAUCCCGAUAUGGAGUGCCAUUACAAAGAACUCCUUCAUCAGUGGAAAAAUGAUGAAGAUAACAUAAAAGAUGAGUUAAAAGAAAUUCGCACCAACGUGAAAGAAGUUGGAACUAACAUAAAAGAAUUUGGCAGCGAAGUAAAAGAGAUUGGUACUAACAUCAAAGAAUGUGACACCAGCAUAAAAGAAGUUAGCAACGGUGUAAAAGAAAUUGGUUCCGAAGUAAAAAACCUCACAAAGAAGCUUGAUGACUUUGUAGCGUCAACUAUGAUUCCAGCCAGUACUGAAGGUGCGUAAAUAACGCUUUUUCUUCUUAAAAGGUCUAGAAGCUAAAACUCUAACACCAAGAAAAGCGUGAAAUAAAGCGUCAGAAGCUUACACAUGAAAGAUGUCUAAGAUAUAAAAUUGAUAUUUUUCAAAAUAAUGUAAAACAUCUAGGUCUAAGUUUCUGAUUUUCCUUUUAACUUGCCGGCAAUUGUUUACACUAAACAGCUUAAACUACGUUUCCCAGAGGUGGUAGUAUUGAAACGUGGAAUAAAGUAGUCGCCAGAAUUUCGGAGUCUGAGUCUAUAUAUAUGAUAUAGUGGACGACACAGGUUGCACUUAACUCUCGAUUUCAACAUAGUUAUAACUAUAUAUGGCUACAAGUAUGAUCGAGGUAUAGUUUCACAGCUGCGACAAUGACGGUAAAAGUUGUUAGGCUUUUGUACACCCAAGUAAGGCUCCGUGAACUGCUUUACUUGGUUGCUUAGCAACUGUUAAAAAACGUUGUUUGCUGCGGUAAUAAUUUUAAAAUGUGUGUCGUUUUUAACUUCUUUCAUGUGGUUAUCCUUCUUCUGAAUGGGCACCCAUAUUCCCUUUUUUAUUUUUCGGCUCAGUUGCUGGCAUGGUCUGUAUGGACAAGUUGAAAAUGUUCGUUGGCGACAGUGCCAAGACGUUACUUGCCAGCUUUAGCACUCUAGGUGGAAUUUCGUCAUAACCUGUGCUUUGAGUUGGAUUUUUAAGUUUAAAGAAACUUGCUUCUCUUUGAAGUUGACAUUGGGAACAUGAACGUGAUAUGAGACAACUCACGAUCAACGGUGAAACAAACUUGUCUCGCCCCAUAUAAUGGAAUCCAAGACAGUCUCGGAUUCUGGAUUCCUUGAGUUGUACUCCGGAUUCCACGAGCAAAAUUCCUCCGGAUUCCGGAAUCUGAUUUCUCUUACCUGGUUGCACUUGUCGGUCUGCAAUACCCUUACGGGCUAACUCUGAUAUAAUCUUAUUUUUCAGUUUUUUUUAAGGUCUUGACAGCAUUUUGGUAAAAGACGGUAUAAAAAUCUUCGAGGAUGCAUACUCCUCCAAAAUGUAACGAACGUCUAAGACUUGUAGUUUACUUUCCGUUUCAGGUGUGUUAAAAUGCACGUUAAUCAAUCAAUAUAUUGAAUUUCGUUUUUCUUAAGGUAGCAACCAAACAACGAAAAGGAUAGUGGACACUUCGUCGGUGUGCAGAGAAAAAUAUCACGAGAAUGAACUUGUGACGUUAUACUGUAAAAAAUGCAAAGUAUGUAUUUGCGACAAGUGUAGACAAACUCGCCACAAUCAUCACACCACUGUGGAUAUCUACCAAGCUGCAGAACAGCACAAAGUCGAUAUCGAGGAUAUUUUGCAAGAUAUGAAGAGAGAACUUGAUAAUUACAAGGAGCGUGCAGAAAAAACAAAGGAAUCCUUGAAAGAGAGUAGAGAGAGGAUAGCUACGGCACGAAAUAAAGUAAUGACUUCUGUUGGAGAACUCAUCCGACUUUUAGAGGAACAUGAGACAGCUAUGAUAACCAGAUUAGAUGUAUUUGAAGAAAAAGAACAAAGAGAGCACGCAGCACAACUGGAACAUUUCCAAAUUUCUAUGAAUCAGUUGCAAAAACAGGUCGAGUGGUGCGAAGGCAUCUUACUGAGAAGGAAAAGCGUUGAAAUUUUGCAAGUGCAUCAUGUUCUUAUUGCACGGUGCAGAGGUCUUUUAAAUGCAGAGAAACUACACAUUUAUAAGCCAUCGCAUGUCAGAUACCAGAUAAAUGAAGAACAUGUAAAAAAUGUGAGAAGCGCAGUUACUGCUGUCGGUCGAGUUGUAGUAAGUAACACAAAUCCUGAGCAGUCGAUGAUUGAAGAAACAGGGCUGAAAAAUGUGUACUUGGGAAAAGAAGCAACAAUUAAGAUUACGACAAAAGAUUUUGAUGGAAACUGGUGCUAUGACGAUAUGGAUCAGAUUCAUGUACAAGUACAAUCUCCAUCAGGAAAGGUAUUGAAUCAUUUCAUCGCCCGGGGAGUGGAUGGUGCAUUUCACGUCACUUACACACCAGUUUGUGUUGGACAGCACGAGGUACUGAUUGCGGUAAACGGUGAGCUCCUACCCGGUAAUCCAUGGCGUGUUCAUGUCACCUCACAUCGUUAUAAGUAUCAUUUUUCUUUUGGUUCAAUUGGGGAAAGACGAGGACAGCCUGUACUUGAUUGGCCCGUUUGUAUUGCAAUAGAUGACAAUUCAAAGAACGUUGCGGUGGCAGAUUUGAUGAAUGGGGUACAGUUAUUUAGUUCAGAAGGAAAGUAUAUGGGAGAUAUUAGCACCAACCAACUUAAUAAACCCACAUCGGUAGCAUUCAGCAAGUCAAGUGAAUUAAUAGUUACUGCGUCUGAUAAAAUUUUUUGUUUCGAUAAAAGCUAUAAAUUUGUGAAACUUGUCACCAACAAACACAUUAAGACACCACACUGCCUGACAAUUGCAGGCGAUGGGCGUUUGAUGGUGUGUGACUGGUAUGACGAUACAGUCAAGGUACUGUCCUCUGACGGCACACAGCUUUUACUCACAAUCACUGAUCCUGAACGUGAAACUCCGUGCUAUGCUGUGUGCUGCCAAAAUAGUUUUUUUUGCUUCGUAUUAUGA
Messenger RNA from Porites lobata, 3638 nucleotides. Lineage: Eukaryota; Metazoa; Cnidaria; Anthozoa; Scleractinia; Poritidae. The record is from the annotation of a GenBank genome assembly.